AUGGAUAGUUUAUUAAAACUCCCACAAUUACGUUCAUCUACCGAUACUAAAGGUUUACGGCGUCUUUAUGAUCAAAUCGAAGCACACGUGAGAGGGCUAAAAUCGUUAGACGUGCCAGACACGGAAUACGGGGCGUUGUUAUUACCGAUUUUAAUCGGCAAAAUACCCGACGAAAUACGCAUUUUACUCGGUCGCAAAAUGACAGGCGAAUCAUGGAAUUUGAAUACGUUACUUGAGAAUUUUCGCGAGGAAUUGGAAAACCGGGAAAGAUGCGAAGGAAUUCAAGCUUUAUCUUUUAGAGACGGUCGAAAUUUCAACGAACAACGAGGAGGGAGAAAAUAUUCGAACACGCCAUUUACGGCAGCAGCGCUAAUGACGAGUAAGACAACUAUUAACUGUUCGUUUUGUCAAAAAGAACAUACGUCAGCUAGUUGUUUUGUUGUUACGGAUAUCGAAGCAAGAAAACAGAUCUUACGAAAGCAAGGACGAUGUUUUUUGUGUCUGAAACGAAAUCAUAUUGCUCGGGAUUGCGAAUCAAGGUAUAUGUGCAAAUAUUGCUCGGGAAAGCAUCAUGUUAGUCUGUGUAAUAAUAAUUCGAGACAGUCCUUAGCAACAAAUUCGAGACAGUCCUUAGCAACGAGACAAGAAUCAAAUUCCAGACAGCAAUUAGGAAAUGUACAAGAUAGUCUAGCUAAAGAACAAACAACACAAUUAAGGGACACGAAAGACACAGGAAACACGAAAGAGACCAGAAAUUAUCACGCAUGUUUACAAGAUUCAGUCUCAUUACAAACAGCCAAGGCGAAAGUUGGCGUUGGAAACAAGAAAUUGACCACUGGCACUGAGGUAAGAGUUAUUUUUUAUUCGGGCAGCCAGAGAAGUUAUUUAACCCAACGAGUGCGAAAUAAGUUGCAAUUGCCCACAGGAAGUACAGAAUCUUUACGAAUAAAAACAUUCGGAGAAUGCGAAACUGAACUAACUGGUUCUUGUGAGACAGUGAACUUAGCAGUUGGGGACAUUACUGGUAGAACUAGAACACAAGUAGAAGCAUUUGUCGUGCCAGUGAUUUGUGCACCGCUAGGAAAUCAAGAAAUUGACCGAGCCCAAGUAGAGUACAAACAUUUGAGUGACUUAAACUUAGCUGAUAAUAAUGAAGGGGACGGUGUAGCAGAGAUAGAUUUAUUAAUUGGAGCUGAUCAAAUCGGUAAAUUUUUCACUGGCAAGAUAAGACGGGGGGAGAAUGCCAAUAGUCCAAUCGCAAGCGAAACAAUCCUGGGAUGGGUUUUGUCAGGCCCAAUGCCAUCAAGAAAGAAAACUACUCUGUCUUCUGUGAACUUUGUUUCAACUCAUGUGUUGAGAGUAGCAGCCGAAUUGCCAAGUGUGGAGAAUGAAAAACAACCUGAGGAGUUAUUACAUCGUCUGUGGGAUUUAGAGUCAAUUGGUAUAACAGACAAAGAGACGGUUUUUUUUUUAUUAUUAUUAUUAUUAUUAAAUUGAAACCACAUUGCAGCCAGAAGCUGAAUUGCGUGGAUUACAUAUUAUCACAUGCACUACAUAUAAAUAUAUUAUUAAUACAAUAUUAUAAAAACCCACCCACGAUCAAAAUUCGAUUAAAAUAAGCAUAAAAUCUAUCCUACAAACUUCCUACACAUAGCAGGGAUAAAAGAGUUAUAAAAGCGGUUCGUGCGUGUAACGUACAUAUUAAAAUACCGAUUCGUCCUGAAAGAAUAAUCAGUCUCGUUCUUCGGGGGCAGCAGAUGAUGAAGUUUAUGCAUUGGAUCCUUGAUGAUACUCGUAAAGAGUUUGUCACACAUGUCCUCUCUUCUUUGAAAUAGAGUAGGCAGUCUAAAAUACUCAAGGGCCUCACAAUAUGUCAUUUCAGGAGAUAAAAUUUUUAGCACACGUUUCUGGACAGUCUCAAGUUCGUCUGCCAAAUACUUUGGGAUGGAAUGAUGGAAGGCUUGCGCACAAUACUCGAGCACAGGCCUGAUCACUGUACAAUAAAAGUUCAAGACAUCAUUGACAUUUACGCUUGCCCGUUUCAAUAAUACUAUAAAAUAGAGGCGUUUAUUAGCUUUCUUUAUACUCUCUCUGAUGUUAUCUUUCCACUGAAGUGUGCCUGUCAUAACAAGACCCAAUAUUUUUGCACUCUCAACUAUAGGCAAUGCUUCUCCACCCACCAGUACAGGAUCAAAAUGUUGUUUAAUUCUUUUAAAAUCGAUUCUCAGUUCUUUACAUUUCUCAGUGUUAAGAGAUAGCCCAUUUGCCUUCGACCAAUCUUCCACAACAUCAACUGCGACUUGAACACGGCUCUCUGUGUCCUUACUAACUACUUCAGCAACUGUUGUGUCAUCAACAAACUUCCACCUCGAUAUAUCACAAAUAUCAAGAUCGUUUAUCAUUAAACAAAAUAGCCAGGGCCCUAAUUUUGUACCUUGAGGGAUACCGGAAAGUACAUCUCCCCACUCCGAAUAACAGUCAUUGGAUAAUUUCACUCUCUGCUUUCGAUUCAUCAAAAAAUCGAUUGUCCAGCGAGCAACCGCACGUGGAAUAGCUAAAUUGGAAAUUUUAUCAGCCAGUAAAGCAUGAUCGAUAAGGUCGAAUGCUUUUCUAUAAUCGAACAGGAUGACUCUGACAGCAGAGCCAGUGCCAUCAGUAACUUGCGACCAUUCAUGGAUCAUAGAUAUAACAGCGAGAGUAGUUGAACUACUUGGUAUUACUCCAUAUUGACUUGGAUCGAUUAUACUCAUGAUAGCUGGAGCAAUGUAUUUUUUAACAACACAGUCCUCGGCGAUUUUCGAAAUAGCGGCAGUAAGUGAAAUUGGUCGUAACUGCUUACAAAUGUCGCUAACGGGCUUAGUUUUUAUGAGGGGCACAAUGUUGGCAAGCUUCCAAGAUUUAGGUAGUUGUUGUUCGGCAUAGCUGCUGUUUAGCACAGCGCAUACUGGCUGUGCAAGGAUUUCAGCAUAUUCCUUAAGAGCCCAAUUGGGAAUUUCGUCAGGACCUGACGCCUUUCCACGAUUAAUUGCUUUCAAUAAAUGAAAGACUUCCAAUUUGUUCACUUGAAAAGAGGAAUAAUUAUCAAAGGGGGGAAGGGUUGACAGUGGAUUGAAGGAGUUCAUGGGCUCCAAAAAGGCGUUAUUAAUUAAAUUCGCAAUGUCAGGACGUUGCAUAUUCUCGAUAUCGUCUAAAUGAAGUUGACUACAUAGGUCAUCGGAGCCGGUUGUAGGUACCAUACCAGCAAUCUGCUUCACCUCCUUCCACCAUCUCUUCGGUUUGGUCGAUUUAAGAUUCUUUACUUUUGAAGAGUAGAAUUUCGCCCGGCAUGUCUUUCGCUCGCGGUUAACCCGAUUCCGGUAAUACUUGAACUGAAAGGUAUUUCCACUGCAGAAGGCAGCUUGACGCUUCCUUAUAAGCUCUUUAAAUUCUGCAGUAAUCCAUGGAGGAUCGUGUACAUGCAAAGCCGUUUUCUUUAUUGGCAUAAUGGUGCUAAUACCGAGACGUACUAACUCUUCGAAAUACUGGAGUUUCAUUUCGCAUGUGUCAAAAUGAUUCAGAGAGGACCAAUCGAUAGAUGUAAGGUAUCUUCCAAGCUCAUGCCUUUUACUAGAUCGUAAAUCUCUACUAGAGAUAAUUCUUCUACUGCAUGACUUGGGUUCUCUUUUGCAAGGAUUGACAAUCACAACAUUAUGAUCUGAAAGACCAAAUGGCGGAAAUUUUUGGACAGAGUUCUUAUCAUAAAACGAAUGUAAGUUGGUUAUUAUUAGAUCCAAAGUCUGGUUGGCCCUUGUGGAAACGUUAACAAUCUGUUUGCAACUGAACUGUGUUAAUAUCCGAUUGCAUUUUAACCGAUUAAAGUCGCCUGCAAGAAUAAACCCGCAGCCAGGAUAAGUGCUUUCAAUAGUAAUCAGUGAUGUGGAGAGAAAUUGGAGCAUUUCAUCAUCAUUAGCAUUAGGUGGAUGGUAAACGACACCAAACCACACGGUGCAUGAGUCAUUUGAAAGAAACGUAUCUUUUGAGAAGGGUAGAUAUCACGUUAAAUUACCCUUGAAAGAAAAACAUGAUAUUUUACCGGACAAUUAUGAUUUAAGUCUAGCACGAUUAGACUCGCAAGUGAAACGUUUAAGGCAAGAACCCAGUCUAUUUGAGGAAUACAACCAGAUAUUUAAAGAACAAUUAAGUCAAGGAAUUGUUGAAAAAGUUGAAGAUCAAAAUGAAGACUCAGUACCAGGCACUACACACUAUCUCCCACACCAAGCCGUGGUACGAAAAGAUGCAACCACUACAAAGGUGCGAGUUGUUUACGAUGCCAGUGCGAAAGUUAAACCAAAGUGCCCAUCUCUGAAUGAUUGCGUUCACACAGGACCAUCUCUGGCUACAGAUAUUCUAAAGGUUCUUUUGGGUUUUCGAGGACGAAGAAUUGGAAUGGUUGCAGAUAUUGAGAAGGCAUUUCUCAAUAUUGCUAUUGAUGAGGAACAAAAGGACAUGAUGCGUUUCUUGUGGAUUGAUGACAUAAACAAGGAAAAUCCAUAUGUUGAAGUCUACCGCUUCUGUAGGGUUAUUUUUGGCAUGAAGUGCUCUCCAUUUCUCCUGAACGCAACAUUACGUCACCACAUUACGAAUUACUAUUAUGAUGACCCUAGCUUUGCAGAAAGGAUUCUUUCAGAGCUUUACGUUGAUGAUUGGUCAGGAGGAGGAGAAUCCACAGAUGAUGCAUAUAUAAUGUAUCGACAGAUGAAAUCUUGUUUCGCAGCGGGCAAUUUUAAUCUGCGGAAAUGGGCUACCAAUAGUCCAGUAUUGAUGGCUCAGAUUCAGAAUGAUGAGGAAGUAUUAAAGUCACUAACCACAGAGCAUUUGAACAACACCGGUGAAAGUUCAUAUGCUAAAGAGUCGAUUGGCGGGCUGGAAGAAAUAGAAACCCCGAAGGAACAUAAGGUACUUGGGAUGAAUUGGGAUACUGACAGUGAUACUUUUGUUUUAAAGUUAACAAAAGUUGUUCAAUUUGCAAGAAAUUUAGAGCCGUCAAAACGGAAUGUUUUAAAGAUAGCAGCAAAACUGUUUGAUCCACUCGGACUUCGCUCGUCAGUUACUGUCUUGCUGAGAAUGCUUCUACAAGAAUUGUGUGCAGCUAAGUAUGAAUGGGAUGCAGUCAUAUCACAAUCCAAUCAGAAGGUGCUCGAGAAAUGGAUUGAUGAUUUAGAGACGGUGAGUUCUAUAGUUGUACCUAGAUAUUACUUUUUGGCAGAGGAGAGGCAUCCUGAAAGUGUGACUCUUCACGGAUUUGGAGAUGCUUCCCAAAAAGCUUGUUGUGCUGUCAUUUAUAUAUGCAUGGAAACAGACAGUGGCCGCACAACAAAUCUUGUUGCCUCGAAAAGUAGAGUCACCCCAUUAGCACCAAUGUCUAUCCCUCGACUUCAGUUAAUAGCAGCAUUGAUAUUAGCACGUCUCAUGUCAGUUGUUAAAGAGACUCUAAGCAAAAUCUUUAACAUCACGGAGACCACUUGUUGGACGGACAGCUCCACUGUCCUUCACUGGAUUAAGGGUAAGAAGGAUUAUAAACAAUUUGUACAAAACAGAAUCGACGAAAUUCUACGAUUAACUGAUUCAGAAACUUGGAGAUUUUGCCCAGGUUUAGAAAACCCAGCGAAUAUUGGUUCUCGUGGACAGAAGGCCUCAGAACUAGCACAAAAUGAUUUAUGGUGGAAAGGCCCGCAAUGGUUAACACUUGAUCCCUCUGCAUACCCAAAUCGUGAGUUUUCACAAAGUGAUGUAGAACUCUCCGAAGAGUGCAUGAAAGAAUGUCGCGUUAAAUUACCUACCAAGGGGAAUACCACAGUGGUUAAUGUGACAAAUGUUAGUGAAACACAUCCACCAGAAACAGUCGGUUCAACAAAAAUCUCAGAGAUAAUAGACCACAAGUCUUACAGUAGCGUAACCAAGUUGUUUCGUGUUACAGCGUGGGUUAAGAGAUUCAUUAGAAAUCUCAAAACGAAGAAAGCCUGUGGUAAAAUUGAUCCAUUGUUAAAGCCAAAUACACUCACUAUUGAGGAAAUUGAUGAUGCAGAGAAAAUUUGGAUCAGAGAAAUACAGGAACAUGUGAAGAAACAGAAGAAUUACCAAGAUCUGACCAACCAACUCGGACUUUAUGCCGAUGAAGAUCACAUUAUCAGAUGUAAAGGAAGAAUGGAAAAUGCAUCUACUGACGUGGAAACAAGGAGCCCAAUUCUCUUGCCGAGAGAUCACAGCAUUUCUCAAUUGAUCGUGGAGUCCUGUCACAAGAAAGUCAAACAUGGAGGAAUAAAAGAGACACUAACAGAGUUAAGGAGUAAAUAUUGGAUUCCAAAAGGUCGUCAAUUGGUGAGAUACAUUCUUAACCGAUGUGUAAAGUGUAGGAAAGUCCAUAGUGUACCAUUUAAACCGGUUAAACAAGCCAGUUUACCAGAACAUAGAGUCAAGGAAACAGCAGCCUUUACACAUGUGGGGGUCGAUUUUGCUGGACCUUUGUUUGUAAAAACUAGCGACCCUAAAAAGCAGAUGAAGAAGACAUAUAUAUGUCUAUUCACAUGUUCUACCUCAAGAGCUCUACAUUUGGAACUAGUACAUGACUUAUCAACUACAGCUUUUACUCGAUGUUUAAGACGUUUUAUAGCAAGGAGAGGAACUCCAGUAUCCAUUACAUCGGAUAACGCUAAGACCUUUAAAAAGGCAGAUAAGGAACUUGCGGAAUUGUUCAAAGAUAAGAAACUGGAAGAGUUCUUGACAACUGUUAGGAUCAAAUGGAACUUCAUAUUGGAACGUGUCCCAUGGUGGGGUGGAUACUAUGAACGUAUGGUACAGUUAGUUAAGAGGAGUCUACGUAAAAUACUCGGAAAUGCGAGAUUAACAUUUGAAGAGUUAACCACGGUGUUGACAGAAGUUGAGGGAUCACUCAAUUCUCGCCCAUUGACUUACGUAUAUUCGGAAUUGUCUGAUGGAGAACCAUUGACACCAUCACAUCUCGUAAUCGGAAGGCGGAUAUCAACAUUACCAGAUCCAGAGGAAUUUAGUGACAGUGAGGAAGAUAGUAAUGCAAUUGUACGGAGACAACGAUACUUGAGUCAAUUGUUGCAGCACUUCUGGAAGAGAUGGAACAAGGAGUACUUAGCUGAUCUACGGAAAUUUCAUCGAAAUAUUACAUAUACCAACAAUACGGUUCGGGAAGUAGAAGUUGGGGAAGUAGUUCUUGUGCAAGGAGAAGGUCUACCUAGGAGUCAAUGGAAGAUCGGUAGAGUUGAAGCUUUGCUUAAAAGUAAAGACGGUGAAGUACGAGGUGUAAAGUUACGAGCGUUGAAUAAGAAAGGGAAACCAAUCGUAUUACGACGUCCAAUUCAAAAACUUGUGCCAUUAGAGAUCAAGGAAGAAAGAAAAAACGAGGACAGUAAGGAGUCAAAACAAGAUGCAGACAUUCAGAAAGAAGAAAAACCAACAAAACAAAGGAGAAUAGCGGCAAUAAACGCAGACUUGAAAAGACAGUCCAUGAUUGACCAGUUGUGA
Paramuricea clavata is the source of this 7533-nucleotide messenger RNA. The record is from the annotation of a GenBank genome assembly. NCBI's taxonomy places the organism in Eukaryota, Metazoa, Cnidaria, Anthozoa, Malacalcyonacea, Plexauridae.